CAUUAUUCUUGUGGAGCUCCGCUCCCAUAUAUUCCUCUCGUCUUCUUCUUCCACUACAAAACCACUGAUCCCCCUCCGCAAAAUCGGCACUCCAUUUAUAUACUCCAUUUGCUUUCUUUACGCAAACACUGACUUUGUUUUGUUCUCUCCUCCCUCACCAAGCAAAGCACUUACCUCUGCCCCUCUUUCUCUCUCUCUACUCCAUUUUUUUUAUAUCUGAGAUCCGGCCCUAAGAUGGGCCUUAAUACGGAGUAUUUCUCUCAAGAAAAUGGAAUGUUAGGUUCCGAGAGUGAUGAUGAUGAUGAUAGUGAACUAAAGUCGAGAUCUUUGAUUGGUAGAAUGAUUUGGGAUUUUGGGUUGGCCUGUAUCAUCCCGCAUCGACGGCGACGGAGCUCCGGCAAGGGUAAGGUCGGCGGGUUGAGCUCGUCGGAGCACAAUAAGGCUUGGUUGCUCGCUCAGUCCGGCGGGUGUGGCCGAUCCGAGACGAACAAUGCCGAGCCUCAGUCGGUUCACUCCUCCUUCCGGCUCAGUCUCUGCUCUCAGGUGGAGCUUGAAUCUAUGAAUGUCAUGAAUAGCCGCUCCCACACCACCGUCUUGAUGGUGAAUUUGGAAAACGGGUCGACUGAUCCGGGCGGGUCGAGGGAGCUUAAAUGGAGGAGAUUUGAGUCUCUCGAGAGGAGCAUUUCCCCAGUCGCCCAUUCUUUACUUCGGUUUAGCUAUCAAGAAAUUGUGUCUGCCACUUCCAAUUUCUCCAAAGGUAGAGUUUUGGGAAGAGGAGCAAUGAGCUAUGUAUUUAGAGGAAGAAUCUGGUAUCUGAAAGCUGCACUGGCGAUUAAGCGGUUGGACAUGGAAGAUAAGGAGACACCAAAGGCAUUUUGUAGGGAACUAAUGAUUGCCAGCUCUCUACACAACCCUCACAUUGUUCCUCUUGUGGGCUUUUGCAUUGAUGCAGAAGCUGGUUUGUUUCUGGUUUACAAGUAUGUCUCCGGUGGAGACUUGGACUGUUAUUUGCACGAGAAGAGGGGAGCGAGUGGUAGUCCGGCUCUUCAUUGGUCAGCUAGGUACAAAGUUGCUCUUGGCAUUGCAGAAGCCAUUGGCUAUUUGCAUAACGGAACCGAAAGAUGCAUUGUUCAUAGGGACAUCAAGCCUUCAAACAUUCUUCUUUCUUCCAAGAAGAUACCCAAGGUGAAGAUUUAGUCCUGUUACAGUACAAAAACUUUUCCACCACAAGUUUGACCUUUUGGUUGAAUGGGUUUCUCGACAACCACUAAAUACUUUUUUUAUAUUGGUUGUCAAGAAUUCGAGUAGCGACGUGACAUGGAGAACAGGUCUUUAGUUGGAUCUACUUGCUAACAGUUGUGUUUAGGCCAGCUAAUUGUGUGAGCCAUUAAAUACUUUGUUUGAUGAGAUAUGCAGUUAUGUGACUUUGGAUUAGCUACAUGGACCCCUUCACCAUCUGUGCCUUUCCUUUGCAAAACUGUGAAAGGGACGUUUGGGUAUUUAGCUCCAGAGUAUUUCCAGCAUGGAAAAGUGUCAGAUAGAACUGAUGUCUAUGCAUUUGGAGUGGUCCUUUUGGAACUGAUAACCGGACGGAAACCAAUCGAAGG
Messenger RNA from Cuscuta campestris, 1607 nucleotides. The record is from the annotation of a GenBank genome assembly. NCBI's taxonomy places the organism in Eukaryota, Viridiplantae, Streptophyta, Magnoliopsida, Solanales, Convolvulaceae.